UUCGGGAGGUGGCUACGGCACCCGGCGGGGGCCAAGUCAGGUCUGUUCCGCGCUGCCAGUGCCCUCACGGCUGCUGCUGUCAGACCGGUCGCUUCCUCGCCUGCCCCGCCGCCGCCAUGGCCGGCUACGAGUACGUGACCCCCGAGCAGCUGGCCGGCUUCGACAAGUACAAGUACAGUGCGGUGGACAGCAAUCCUCUCUCUCUCUACGUUAUGCACCCAUUCUGGAAUACUGUUGUGAAGAUUUUCCCUACCUGGUUGGCUCCAAAUCUGAUAACAUUUUCUGGCUUCCUGUUGCUUGUCUUCAACUUCUUCCUCAUGGCGUACUUUGAUCCUGAUUUUUAUGCUUCCGCCCCUGAUCAUGAACAUGUUCCAAAUCGAGUGUGGGUCAUGGUGGGUCUCCUCAACUUCGUGGCAUAUACACUUGAUGGUGUUGAUGGAAAGCAAGCGCGCCGAACGAACUCCAGCAGUCCCUUGGGGGAGCUCUUUGACCAUGGCCUGGACAGCUGGGCCUGCAUGUUCUUCGUAGUGACUGUUUACUCCACCUUCGGGCGGGGAUCCAAUGGUGUCAGCGUCUUCGUUCUCUAUUUGCUCUUAUGGGUGGUUUUGUUUUCCUUCAUCCUCUCCCAUUGGGAGAAAUAUAACACAGGGAUUCUCUUCCUGCCCUGGGGAUAUGACAUCAGCCAGGUGACCAUUUCAGUUGUCUACAUAGUGACAGCGAUUGUGGGAGUUGAGGCCUGGUAUGCACCUUUCCUGUUUAAUUUCUUAUAUAGAGACCUAUUCACUGCAAUGAUUAUUGGGUGUGCACUCACAGUGACUGUGCCCAUGAGUUUGAUUAAUUUUUACAAGGCCUAUAAAAGCAACACUCUGAAGCACAGGUCAGUGUAUGAAAUCAUGCUGCCGUUCUUCUCACCAGCACUGCUGUUCAUUCUGUGCAUGAUCUGGAUCUUCAUGUCACCAUCAGACAUCCUGGAGGUCCAUCCCAGGCUCUUCUAUUUCAUGGUUGGAACAGCCUUCGCCAACAUUUCAUGCCAGCUGAUCGUGUGUCAGAUGAGUAGUACCCGGUGCCAGCCUCUCAACUGGAUGCUGCUGCCAUUAGCCCUGGUCAUCUUUGUGGUGAUCUCUGGAGUCGCACCACAUUGGGAAAAUCUUCUCCUAUACCUACUGACUGCUUUCAUCACCCUGGCGCACAUCCACUACGGAGUAGGAGUGGUAAGCCAGCUGAGCAAACAUUUCAACAUCCGGCCUUUCUCGCUACAGAAGCCCCGUACGGAUUGACUAGAAGGGGAAGAAGAGAAAAUCAGCCUGCAGUCUGCACAAGUACUGUAAAUAACUGCUGCAAAUAGCCUGCACUUCCACCAUCACCACAGACCUACAUCGAUCUUCUAGCCAGACACUGAGGCAGCGGGGGCUCAGCACCAGGACUGCCAUUGAGAAAACACAUACCGCCCUAUGGUGAGACCAGGCAAGGGGAGUAGCCUUUCCAAUUAUUCCUGUAUAUUAGAUUAGCCGGACAUCCUCAAGUCCUAACUCUGUUUGGGUACAGCUGGCUUGGGAACGUGGAUGGCAUCACUCAGAACGCAGGGUCACCAAAAUAACCUGGCAGCUGAGUUAGUAGCAAUGGCCUCAAGAAAUAUGUAACAGAGACGUUUGAGCUGCAGGGGCAGUGAGGAACGUCCUCGUCAUACAUGAAGGCACGAGUCACACACGCGGCUGUCUAGUGUUAGGUCAUCUGACAGGGUCUUUGUCCCUUGAUGCUAGUCUAGGGAGCAGUUCCCCAGCAUGUGCGCGCACACGUCCAUUCAUGCAGAAUGUUUGUUUAGAAGCUUCAAAUGAUAUUCCACUAGGACGACUUGGGAAUUGAGGGGUUUGACUAAGGCAGCUUUGCCAUCUCCUUCUCUCUUCUCCCCCCCCCCCCCCCCCCCCCCCCCCGUUUUUCCAGCUGUGGGUAACUGGGACCAUGUCUUGACAGUAUACUUCUUGUUAACCAUACACUGGCCACGUGUGUUCUUUAAUCACGAGCCCAUGAAGGGAACUUGAGCUCUUAGCAGGAAUAGUUAUUUUGGGGUGGAGGGUGGCUUAUUACCGCCUGCAAGAGCCAAAUUCUCCCUUCUGAUAAAUCAGUGCAACCUCAUUUAAUAUCAGAGGGUUGGCUUCCAGGGGGAAAGGGAGUUGUUACUUGCUACAUGGAGCUUGUCUCAUUUCAGACUUGCUGUAUGCACUACAAUUUGUGUGCACGUUCCCGGGAAGGGUGGGACAAUCUGUAUAUAUGCAGUAUCACAGCUCCAGAUAUCUGCACUGUGGCAAAUCCCACAGCUUGGAAAAACACUUGAAUAGUUCUUACAGCCACUGACAUGCACAUACACUUGUGGAUAUUUUAUUUGGGGAAAAGGAGAGGUGAUUUUUUUUUUUAAAUUACCAUUUAAUUUAGGUCACACCUGUCCUGAUGGCUAGGCCACACAUCUCAUCCAGCGAUAGCUUUCUGUUUACCAUAUGUUAAGCCGUUAGUGUUCAGUGGUUUUAUUUUUUGUAAUUCAUUUAAUUGAGUGGUGGUGAAGACUGAGUGCUGAUUUUCUUUUCUGUCCAUUGUAUUUAAUGAAUAUUUGUGAUUGAAUGAAGAGUGCAGCCUAAACCCAGGCUCUGGACAGGCUGCACUCGGAAGUGGGCAAGCACAAGGAAUGUUCAUAUAUAAUGUAUUGUGGGAACAAAUUCAUUCAGACCUGGGGAGUAGCUUGGUCACGGUGUAUUCCUUCCCUGGGUGAAAAAUCUCCUGCUCUAGGAAAACUGAACUGUCAUUGUUAUUUAAUGCUUUUCUUUUCUAAAUUUAAAUCAUUGUCAUGAAAGUUAUACAAAACAGAACGUCCAGAAGCUAGUUCUCAGCAUUUAUUGUAAAUAGGUUGGUUUUAAUUUGAACUUGAAUUCUCACUGGGGUGUCCUGUACAAGAUCAUAGCUGAUGGAUAGAGGUACACCCUGCAAGACACAAUGGGGAGAAUUUAAUUUCAAGUGGGAAAAUACCAUUACUGCUUCCAUCUCUAGGUGUUUCCCAUCUUGUCUUUUUUGACUGUGGGGCUGAUUGGACUAAACACGUUGUAGUUGUUUUGUUAAUGUGUCAUGACUGUACAUCAGGAACUGGAGGACGGGGUUAAUCUGGGAGAGGAAAAAACCUUUUAUCCCCUCCCCCCCCAUGAAAUAAGAAGCUUACUCUCUCAUAUAUAUAUAUAUUACUGACAUUGUACAGAAAAAGCUUAAGUGUACAGAGGAAUUGGGCUGUGCUUCAAUUUUUGACACUCACAACUGUUGAAUUAAAUAUGUAAUUAUGGGCAAAUUAACUUAAGUGAAAGUUGCACAAGAAACAUUAAGAAAUUGAAACCAGAUGUUGAAAAUGGGACACACAGUUUAACUCUGUGGAACGUUCUCCUACUGCACAGUCUGCCUUUGCAGCCGUGACAUGUUGCUGAGGUUGGGUUUUUCCGUUUGCAUGCUGAUGGAUCAUGGAAUACUUGGGCCAGUUCCCCUGGACUAGUCACGUUAAGAAAUGUCUGGGUCCCAAGCAUGAAGCUAAAUGUGUUAUGCAUUUCCUUUUAUGGCAUGUCCUAUUUCUCUGCCCCAUCCCCGCUCCUCCGGCAGCACUGCUGUGUUCAGAUUGGGGUGGUGUUUACAUUGUGAUAUUCUAUCUGCUCGGUUCCCUAGUCACUGUUCCUCUGGCUGUGGAGUACAUUGAACUAUUCCUUUGGGCAGUGCAUGGAAACAUACCCUGAAAAACCCACACUCAGUUGUGUGGAAGCUGGCAGCUAGAGCAGGGCUUGCAAUCUAAACGCCUUCGUGCAUUUUACUGACAUGUCCUUAAGGCAGGAUGUCUCAAAACCAUUUCCGUGCACAGGCUUAUCUUUGGGGAGUCAUGGAAUUUGGUGCCUUCACUUACUGCAUGUUGUGGCUAGCAAAACAUCUACAAUCAAAUUUAUGCUAGAAACAAGUUGUAAUGCUGCUGAAGCUCAGGCAGAUGGGGGCAGGAUGAGCUCUCUACCCUGUCCGAUUCUGCUCCCUGGGCACGGUCUGCCCCCCAACACAAUAAACAGUUUUCAUUCACGCAGUUUUUAUCUGAAUUUAGUGACUGACAUGCUUGAUGUCAUGGAUUCUGGGGAAUGAAAUGUUUGAUCAGAAAGAGACAAUUACAGCCACCUCACCAAAAGUGUGCGCGAGGGGGAGCUAAUCUUUUGGGUUGGUUUAUUUUUACAGAAAACUGGUGUGUUCUCCUAAUUUGAUCUUUAAAAAUAACUUGUUCUCUAGUGAAGGGUUGGAUUUGGCCAUUGUUCUGGCCUCUGAAAUACUGGGUAAGGAGGAGACAUGAAGGUGGAAAUUCUGUUUCCUCACGCUGGCCUCUUCCUUUAUAGAGGUGUGCGUUCCUUUCCGGUGCCGUGCUGUUCGGAAGGGAUGAUGCUCUAACUCGGGAGCAUAUUUUCCCAUGCUUAGAAUUCCCCUUCUGCAUAUUUGAGAGGCACUCUGAGCCCUUGUGUUUCUCGUUACUUGUUUUGUGUCCUUAAUUCUUGAGACCUCUGCCUUGCCCUGAGCGAGCUGCACAGCUGCUUUUACGAUCCUUAAAAAUGCUCCCCAACUGAUGCCUCAGUGCUGUAAAUUGUACCUCAGCCUGGAAUAUUGGCAGGUGGAGCUGAGUACUGGGGAAGGACACCUCUAGGCUGUCAACGUGCCCAAGGCAGGUAGUGUAUGUAAGUGGGUGGCUUCAAAAUGGACUGUUCUGUGUCUUGUCUUGGUUAGUCAUUAAAUCUCCACAAGCCAGUUGCUGUAACAUCAUCCUGCUCCCGUUCCUGUGCUAGAGACUAGCUGGAGCACUGUGAAAAUAAGCCAGUGGCUUGAUGAAGACACUUUGACCCCUUGUGUUCCUGCGAUUAGGGGUCUUUGGUUGAAGUGAGUGUUGGGAGCCUUGGGAGCAGACACAAAUGCCAGUGCGUGGCUUCUUCCGCUCGGAAAAACGGUUUGUUAUGCACGCAGCUUCAUUGCCAUGCUGAGGCUUCCUGAGCAUGUGUAACGCAGACUUGCACUUUGCCCCGAGACCUGCAGCCCCCUUCCCUCCCAUGCAACAUCUUCUGCCGACCCCCGUGUUCAUCCCCGUGACUGUAAAAUCUGGCUCAUGGGACAUGCAUUUAGCUGGGGCACAUGCAUGCGGGUUUAAGAGCUCUCUGAAGUCACUGGUAUGUUAAUGAAAGUAGCCAUUGUGGUCCAAGUUAGCAUCCCUCACAAGCGUUUCUGUUGCGGUUGGUCCAUUGGGUACAAACAGUAAGAAAGGCAGAAACUGCAGUGCUGAGAUUGUACCUGGCCUGCUGUGCCCUGUGUGGUGAAUUUAUCAUGCUCGCAUCCUGAUCUAGAGUACCGAUGGGGAAUCAGCCAAUACCGAAGCUCAUGGCUUUUUUUAAAUGGAUGACUAAUGUCUUCAUGCAGCUUGGGGGUUUCUUGGUCACUACAGCAAAAAUAUUCAGAUCUUGGGUUUCUGAAGUUAGGCUCCUGCAGUCCAUACUUAAGUUCCUAACUAGAACUGGCCUCUAAAAAUCUGGUGUCCUCUACCUGGGCUCCUAAACCUUAGCAGAAUGUUUUGGCCUGUUGUGACUUCCCGAAGUGACAGAUCUGAUUUGUUGGAUCUUUAUAAAUAAAUGUUGCUUUUUUGGAAGCUGUGACCCAGCUGAAUUUUCCUACCCGCUGAGGGCUGGGCUGCGCUACUGCGUAAGUUGAUGUAACUUACAGCGCUCAGGGGUGUGAAAAAGACACCCCCAUGAGCAACACAAGUGACAUCGACUUAAGCGCUGACCACACUGGCACUAGGUUGGCAGGAGACGCUAUCCCGUCAGCAUAGCGGGGCUUCACCAGAUGCGCUACAGUGGCUCAGCUGCAUCCAUGUAGCUGUGCUGAUGUAGCCUCAUAGUGUAGACUUGUCCUUCAAAGAUGCACUCAGCGCUGCCGCUUGCUAUGCAAGUAACUUGAACAGCUGGGAAGCUCUUGUGGUUAUAGCUAAUGGUGUGUUAACAGUGGCAUAAAAACCCAACAACUUGGAUUUAGGUGAUUUGGUUCAUUUGUAAAGGAGACCGGCUCCUCUUUCCUUGUGCUGCAGCACUGGGAUGAUGGUAAAUCAUCUGCCUGCUGAAAGCCACGGGAGAAUCUCUCUGUCACAGGUGGUGUGCCACUCACUGGGGGCAUCUUGGGCUAUGGGUUGAGAUCAGCUGGGCUGUCUUCAACCUUAUUGGUGCUUUGCUGAAAUGCAGAUGGACGGCAAACUGGGCAAGGGUCGUAGUAGCCAAGGGAAGCCUUCGCUAGUACCUUGUUUGCCUUAUGUCCCCAGUCUACCUCGCAGCAUUGUAUUGGAGGUGGCGGCAGGCUAGGGUUGCGGAGACGACGUUUUGUGUCUUCUGACUUGGAAUGUGGCUGCAACAGACGUUUGUGUAACCUCUUUGCUGCUGAAUGAGGUCUUGAUUAAAUUGGAAAAAUCCUACACUGCAGCUGGACUUGUCAGUGUCACCUGUUUUGUAUCUUACGGCAACAGCAAAAAACCUAACAGAACAGGGAGGUGUCACGUAGCAGCACGUUCUUAGCAGACCUGCGUCCCAGAGGAAAGCUGUACCUUGGUUAGCCACCAUCACGGCGUCUUAUGGAACAUGCUCCAGGAAUAAAGAUCUAUUAAUAGGUAGUGCUAGUUGUUACUAACCAGUUAAUUGUUCAGGUGCAUUUGGGUUGGAGCGAUGGUCUCAUUCCCAGAUAUAAAUCUGCCUCAUUCGCUCCAUUCUACCAGGACCUAUUUCUUAUUACUUGACAGCUGGUCAGACUGGUCCAGGGUGACAUGCUUUUUGGGCAGCAAGACGUUCUUUCUGACACAGCAUCCCCUGCCAGGGCAGCCCUUAACUGAGUGCAGAGCCGACUAAACCGAACGGUGUGCUUUGGGGGCAGGCCAGCGGGAGGCCUGAGCUGAAAAUGCUCGGGAAGGUGACUCUGUAACAAUGACGUUGUGGGCUGUGUGUUUGUAUCUCCCAGGCUUCCAGAUCAAACGGGUCUUCUAACGGCCCGCCCUGCUCAUUCAGCCUGCACUCUGAGAGUCGAGCUGGGCUCGUGUAUCAUCCCCAGCAAUGGAGACUGUGCAGGCCACACCCUACCCUCAGUUACACCCAUACAACGGAUGGCAAAGCAGAGCAGAAUCCUCCUCGUUCGGGCUCUGCAGCGCCAAUGGUGUUGGAGCAGAAAAGGCUCAUGCUAGUAGUUGUGGGUGGGAUUUUCCAAAGUCACUUAAGUGCAGGUCUGUUGAGUAAGAAGGGGGCAUCUUAAUGGACUCUUAGCAUACAACUGCCUGCUCCUGCUCCCUUCACUCUUUGCGCUAAGUGGGGGAGUAACCCCCAUGACAACACUUCCCCUUCCACCUACAGAAACAAAAGCUUCCGUGGCAAGUAACUGUAACGUGGACCCAUCGUGUUCCCUGAUCCUGGCCCUGUGGGACUGUGGCCUGGUAUCACGGCUCUGAGAGCCUCUGCUUGUCAUUUCACUGCCGUGAGUCGGUCUGCAAGCACAUCCUGUCACAUCCUGCCCAUAGCCUGGCCAGGACCAGUCACCGCUAAGCAAACUGAUUGUACAGAGCUUUAUUUAAACAGGAAAAUACAGUGUAACUAGAUAUUGUCUUGUCAAUGCAGAGUUCUACCAAACCAUGUCUCUCUGUUGGGAGCUUAGAGUUCUGCAGUGGAUUUGAAUGCCAAUCUGUUAAAGGCUAUUGCUGAUAAAUAUUUAUUGUAAAAAAAAAAAAAAGAUUGAAAAUGAAACUUCAGUAAAGAAUAAAAUUUUCCAAACCUUUUA
This is a messenger RNA of Gopherus flavomarginatus (Mexican gopher tortoise), 7839 nucleotides long. RefSeq names its product selenoprotein I (gene SELENOI). Gene Ontology annotation, molecular function: ethanolaminephosphotransferase activity. Gene Ontology annotation, cellular component: Golgi apparatus; endoplasmic reticulum membrane. Gene Ontology annotation, biological process: phosphatidylethanolamine biosynthetic process. The transcript has 10 exons. The record is from RefSeq and is a predicted model, not a curated record. Lineage: Eukaryota; Metazoa; Chordata; Testudines; Testudinidae.